Saccoglossus kowalevskii is the source of this 628-nucleotide messenger RNA. RefSeq lists its product as uncharacterized. NCBI's taxonomy places the organism in Eukaryota, Metazoa, Hemichordata, Enteropneusta, Harrimaniidae. The record is from RefSeq and is a predicted model, not a curated record.
GACUCUCCUUCCUUACAUAACUAUCGCAUUGACAAGAUGAGAUUCGUCAUAGUGACGUUAAUCAGCUGUUUGCUGUGUUCCACGUACUCCGCCUUGCCGCUGAAGAAAUCAGUGUUUGCUAAAUUUCUGGAUAAUUAUAAGCGCAAUGCUUGUCAUGGAGUUGUGUGUUCAGAGGGAAAGGUGUGUGUUGUAAAACAUAACCACGUGGGAUAUUGCUAUCCCGAAUGGUAUGCAAUUUUGUUAGAUGAAGAAAAUGGAAGACGAGACGAGAUCGAGGAUGCUAGCAAAGCUAGCAAAGAGGACAAGAUUGGGAAAGAGAUAACCAAUAUACUUAACAACCUGGACAUGGAAGAAGUCCUUGAAUUGAAAUCAUUUUCACGGGAACGGACUUCCGAUAAAUAAUUAUUAAUUUGAUAGCAUUAUUUGUCAGUCAUAUGAUGUAACAAUGUAUAAUCGAAUACAUUUCAAAAUUAUCAUUCAUAACUGCAUAUUCACGUAACUUUAUUUGAAUUGAUUACUAACUCAAAAGUGCUUGUUAAUAGUAAGAUUCAGUUAUCACAAUAUUGAAAAAUGUCAUUGUAUUCUAGCUCACUUAUACUGCUAAAUACAUUUAUUAAAAAACCUCAAA